AUGUAUUCCGUGUACUCUUUACUCCUGCUGGCUGUCCUAAGCCAAGUCAGUUGGGCAUUACAUUUCAGCAACAAUUCUUCAGUGAUCAGUUACUGUGGUUCUGAUGUCGCAAACCAGCCAUCUUCAGCCUCUAUUACUCUUCAUAGUAAUUCUUCUAUGAUUGCUACAGAUAAUUCAAGAUCAACGGUCCCAACAUCAUCUAUACCUUCUUCAUUGAACUCAACUUUGCCAUCUGUUAAUUCGUUACCGGUUUUUGAAGCUCGUAGGGGAAUUGUGACAGAAUCUUUUGAUACCUAUAAUACCUAUACGAAUAAGGUGCCUUCGCCAGCAUUGUCUUCAUACACUUAUUUAAGCACUUUUGCCUCAGACAGCACUGCUGCUUUUACAUCUGUAGAAACUUACAAUACUGGGCCGGAUGUUGAACUGAAUAACCCGAGCACUUCAACACCAGUUCCCACUUCUACUGCUAUGCCUUCGAGUUCUUUUACUCCUACUGCUUCAUCACUGUCUAGUACAUGGCCUUCAGAAGUACCCUCUUCUAGUCCUGACCCAACCUCUAGUAGUUGGCCUACUGCCAGUCCUUCCUCUGAUCCUUAUGCCUCACCUUCUAGUGCUUGGUCUUCAGAAGUACCCUCUUCUGAUUCUAACCCAACCUCUAGUAGUUGGCCUACUGUCAGUCCUUCCUCUGAUCCUUAUGCCUCACCUUCUAGUGCUUGGUCUUCAGAAGUACCCUCUUCUAGUCCUGACCCAACCUCUAGUAGUUGGCCUACUGCCAGUCCUUCCUCUGAUUCUUAUACCUCACCUUCUAGUGCUUUGUCUUCAGCGGUGCCUUCUUCAAGUUCUUCUAACCCACCCUCUAGUAGCUGGUCUACUAUGAGUUCUUCCUCUGAGACUUAUGCCUCACCUUCUAGUGCUUGGUCGUCAGUGGUGCCUUCUUCAAGUUCUUCUAACCCACCUUCUAGUAGUUGGCCUACUGCCAGUCCUUCCUCUGAUCCUUAUGCCUCACCUUCUAGUGCUUGGUCGUCAGCGGUGUCUUCUUCAAGUUCUUCUAACCCACCCUCUAGUAGUUGGCCUACUGCCAGUCCUUCCUCUGAUCCUUAUGCCUCACCUUCUAGUGCUUGGUCGUCAGCGGUGUCUUCUUCAAGUUCUUCUAACCCACCCUCUAGUAGUUGGCCUACUGCCAGUCCUUCCUCUGAUCCUUAUGCCUCACCUUCUAGUGCUUGGUCGUCAGCGGUGUCUUCUUCAAGUUCUUCUAACCCACCCUCUAGUAGUUGGCCUACUGCCAGUCCUUCCUCUGAUCCUUAUGCCUCACCUUCUAGUGCUUGGUCUUCAGCGGUGCCUUCUUCAAGUUCUUCUAACCCACCCUCUAGUAGCUGGUCUACUAUGAGUUCUUCCUCUGAGACCUAUGCCUCACCUUCUAGUGCUUUGUCUUCAGCGGUGCCUUCUUCAAGUUCUUCUAACCCACCCUCUAGUAGCUGGUCUACUAUGAGUCCUUCCUCUGAUUCUUAUACCUCACCUUCUAGUGCUUGGUCUUCAGAAGUACCCUCUUCUAAUUCUAACCCACCCUCUAAUAGCUGGUCUACUGUCAGUCCUUGGCCUUCGGCAUCGGCUUCCAGUUCCGUAAGUUCUACUUCCACUUCAAAUUCUGUUGAACCACCGUCUACUUCUUCUUAUUCGACCAUUUCUGUGCCAACCAGUAGCUACUCUUCGAACACAUUUAGCUCAAUGCCCAUUGCUACUAGUAACACAGUAAAUCCGAAUGUGGAUUCAUCUGGAUUGUGGUAUCUGACGGCUUUAUCUACUUUCCAGGUCCCCGAUGGGUUUUCUUGGUCAAAUAUAAAUGGAUUUUCAGUCUUGAUGCCAACAGGAAAUGACCUUAAUAAACGUACUAUUAAUGCUAAGGCUACUGCAAGUCCGCUGCCUUCCGAUACAUGGAGCACGUUUGUCACUCAAACAUCCGCCCCUAAUUAA
Molecule: messenger RNA, 1971 nt
Organism: Schizosaccharomyces osmophilus
Lineage: Eukaryota; Fungi; Ascomycota; Schizosaccharomycetes; Schizosaccharomycetales; Schizosaccharomycetaceae
Exons: 1
Coding region: 1-1971 (656 amino acids)
Source: RefSeq, a predicted model, not a curated record